Molecule: messenger RNA, 723 nt
Organism: Closterium sp. Yama58-4
Lineage: Eukaryota; Viridiplantae; Streptophyta; Zygnematophyceae; Desmidiales; Closteriaceae
Source: the annotation of a GenBank genome assembly
AUGGCGAACCGCACCGGAAUAACGCAGGCGUGCGACUAUCUGUACGGCUUGGACGACUGCCAGUUUCAUCUCGAACAGCUCCUCUGCGCGUUGACCUGUAACCCCGAUUCCGGCAACUACGUGUUUGUGAAGGCCGGUAGACCCAUUCUGCGCGUGUGUCCGACGUACGCGCAGGAAGUGUUUGGGUACUGCAAAGACGUCUCACUGGGCAACGUGCUGGUCGGAGCAGGCUUCCCCACCAAGGAGCUCCUCCUGGGGCGUCUCUUCACUCCUCUCGUGCAGAAGCUAGGCAUUGGAAAUGUCGCCUUCAUCGUUUCCGAGAAAAACUGCUACAGUGGCCCUGCCGCCCUCCCCGAGCAACCUGCCUGCUGUGACCCGCUAUACGUCCCGAAGGAAUGCCCCUACGGCUCAGUAGACACUAUGAAAUACGCGGCUUUCAUCGGCCGUUCGAUGGACAGCGGCAAUGCAUCCAACGCUUGCCAAUGGUUCCCACUCCCAGACGAUCCCAAUGCCGCGCCGCUGCCCGAGAAUCCCCCUCUUCCGUAUAUUACCGGAGCUGCACACGACCCGCCGCCUCCUGAUGUUGGCACGCCUUGGUCCUCUGAGCCUGUUCCUAAAAGCAACCCAAGUGUUAUUACUUAUAAGGGAGCGGCGCGUAUGGGAGUCGCUGGUGUAGCAGCUUUUGUAGCGACUUUGGCUGCUUCCAUUAUUUUUGCUGGUUGA